UUAUCUGAUGGGGCUAGAAAAGCCAAUAGACAUGCUCUAGAUUUAUCUACAGGGGAGAAGAGAAUUAGCUUCAUGGAACAGGUUUGAACAGGCAGUGGGAGAAAAUGAUAGUGUUGUGUUCUUUUUGCAUUUUUGGAAGUCUCCCUAUUGCAAUAUAAUGCAGAUUAUUCUGGGAGAAAUAACAAAGUAUGCUAGUGGACUUCAAAACAUCAGAAUAUCUGAGGAAUCAUUUUUUCAAAAUAAAAUUUACUUAGAACAGUAAAGAUCCAAAGCAAAUAAAAACAGGUUCCCUUCUCCUCACCUAUCUAUCUUCACCACUACCAUCCAAUUCAAUGAAAGCAGCAUUGCCUGUAUAUGUUUCAUAUCUUUAGCACUGAAGAUCAAAUUAUUGAUGUCAUGAUGAUACCUUAGCAAACCCAUCUGGCUUGAACACUGUAAUGACUUCUGUGGCUUCUUAAACAUGUCUCUAAGGAAUUAGGGACAAAAGUAAUCACUAGGUUUCUUUGUGCUUGACUUCAGCAACCUUGUUUUAGUGAUGGAUAUGUUAAUCCAUGCUUGAGCUCUCCAAGACAGCCCAUUUUUUUCUUGGUCAUAGCUGACUAUAAGAAAGUUCUGCUCUCCAAAGGAUCCACGGACCAAAGCUGACAGUUUCUUUACUUGGGAGCUGACAGAAUUUACUCCUGAAGACCAGAAACAUGGCUUGUACCAUCCAAAAGGCAGAAGUGCUCGAUGGGGCUCAUUUGAUGCAGAUCCUCUGGAAUGAUGAGGCAGAGUCUCUCUACCCAGCUGUAUGCCUGCGAGACAACUGCCCAUGCUCUGAUUGCUACCUGGAUUCUGCAAAAGCACGGAAACUUCUCGUUGAAGCUCUUGAUGUGAACAUUGGAAUUAAAGGCUUGACAUUUGACAGAGAAAAGGUGUACAUCACAUGGCCCGAUGAGCAUUACAGUGAAUUCCAGGCUGAUUGGCUGAAGAAAAGAUGCUUUUCCAAGCAGGCCAGAGCACAGCUCCAAAGAGAAUUGUUUUUGCCAGAAUGUCAGUACUGGGGCUCAGAGCUCCAGCUACCUACUCUGGAUUUUGAAGAUGUUUUACGAUAUGACAAACAUGCAUACAAGUGGCUCUCCACCCUCAAGAAAGUAGGCAUAGUAUGACUCACCGGAGCAUCUGACAAACAAGGAGAAGUUUUAAAACUUGGGAAAAGGAUUGGUUUCCUCUAUCUCACAUUUUAUGGACAUACUGGGCAAGUGCAAGACAAAAUCGAUGCAAACAAUGUGGCUUACACAACUGGGAAGCUAAGCUUUCAUACUGAUUAUCCAGCCCUCCAUCAUCCACCUGGGGUUCAGCUUCUUCACUGCAUAAAGCAAACAGUCACAGGUGGUGAUACAGAAAUUGUAGAUGGGUUUAAUGUGUGCCAAAAGUUAAAGAAAAAAAAUCCUCAGGCAUUCCAGAUUUUGUCCUCUACCUUUGUGGACUUUACAGACAUUGGAGUGGAUUACUGUGAUUUUUCUGUUCAAUCAAAACACAAAAUUAUAGAGUUAGAUGAUAGAGGCCAAGUGGUUCGCAUCAACUUCAAUAACGCAACUAGGGACACAAUAUUUGAUGUGCCAGUUGAAAGAGUUCCGCCUUUUUAUGCUGCUCUGAAGGAGUUCGUUGACCUCAUGAACAGCAGAGAAUCCAAGUUUACCUUCAAGAUGAAUCCAGGUGAUGUGAUUACUUUUGAUAACUGGCGCUUACUUCAUGGCCGACGUAGCUAUGAAGCAGGAACUGAGAUAUCCCGCGAUCUAGAAGGAGCUUAUGCUGACUGGGAUGUGGUCAUGUUAAGGCUUCGUCUCUUAAGGCAGAGGGUCAAGAAUGGAAACUGAAAUCUCCUGUCUAUAAUUUUAGUAAGAUUCCAGUGAGGAUAUUUUGUAAGAUAUGGCACAUUAUUCACAGACCAUGAUCUGUGUCAUUUACAUAAAAUUUCCUUAACAGUGAACAUGUAACUUCUCUCACAAGAGUACUCUACUUUGUAAUCGUACACAAUGUCAACUUUUUGGAUGUUUCAGCACUCUUUUGCAAGUAAAGCAUCUUUUCUGCUCU
Callithrix jacchus (white-tufted-ear marmoset) is the source of this 2076-nucleotide messenger RNA. Lineage: Eukaryota; Metazoa; Chordata; Mammalia; Primates; Cebidae. The record is from RefSeq and is a predicted model, not a curated record.